AAUAAUAAAUCACAUAGGAGAAAAAAUAGAAAGAAAUGGUAGAGAGUUCUCACUCAUCUUUCUCCAGCCUCCGGGCCUACCUUCGGGCCCUGGCCCAAACCCCAACCCGCCUCAAACGCCGGGCCGGCUCUGUUUCGACGUCCUUCGACGAAAUGAGCCGGGCCAGAGCCCGUUCCGGCCCGAACAUGCUCAAGACCCUCCGGUGGUACGACCUCGUCGGCUUCGGCAUCGGCGGCAUGGUCGGCGCAGGCGUCUUCGUCACCACCGGCCGCGCCAGCCGCCUAUAUGCCGGUCCCGCCGUCGUUGUCUCCUACGCCAUUGCCGGCCUCUGCGCCGUCCUCUCUGCCUUCUGCUACACCGAGUUCGCAGUCGACAUGCCCGUCGCCGGCGGCGCCUUCAGCUACCUCCGCGUCACCUUCGGUGAAUUCGCUGCGUUCCUGACCGGCGCGAACCUCGUGAUGGACUACGUGAUGUCGAACGCCGCCGUCGCCAGAGGCUUCACGGCGUACUUAGGCACCGCGAUCGGCGUCUCCACCGCGAAAUGGAGGAUCACCGUCGCCGGACUCCCCAAGGGUUUCAACGAAAUCGACGUCGUCGCAGUUCUCGUCGUCCUUCUCAUCACUCUCAUAAUCUGCUACAGCACGAGAGAGAGCUCGAUGGUGAACAUGGUGUUGACGGCGCUGCACAUUCUGUUCAUCGUGUUCUUGAUAGUGGUCGGAUUCUGGAAAGGCGAGUGGAGGAACUUCAGUGAGCCGGCGGACCCGGAGAAGCCGUCGGGAUUCUUCCCGAACGGAGCAUCCGGGGUUUUCAACGGAGCCGCCAUGGUUUACCUCAGCUACAUUGGAUACGACGCCGUUUCGACCAUGGCCGAGGAGGUCCGUAAUCCGGUCAAGGACAUCCCUAUCGGAGUAUCGGGCUCCGUCGCCAUCGUCACCGUUCUGUACUGCCUCAUGGCUGCUUCCAUGUCCAAGCUUCUCCCUUACGACAUGAUCGAUGAGGAGGCGCCGUUUUCGGCGGCGUUCAGGGGGAAAUCGGACGGCUGGAGAUGCGUGUCGAACGUGAUCGGGGUGGGGGCCAGCUUCGGGAUCCUGACGUCGCUGUUGGUAGCGAUGCUGGGCCAGGCUCGCUACAUGUGCGUAAUCGGACGGUCCAGAGUGGUCCCUGCUUGGUUCGCCCGGGUCCACCCCAUGACAUCAACGCCUGUCAACGCCUCCGCUUUUCUCGGUAUCUUUACGGCUUUGAUUGCCCUUUUCACCGAUCUAAACGUCCUUCUCAACCUUGUCUCUAUUGGCACCCUCUUUGUGUUUUACAUGGUGGCAAAUGCCGUGAUUUAUAGGCGUUAUAUUGUUGUGGGGACUACAAAUCCAUGGCCUACUUUGUCCUUCCUUUGCUCAUUUACCUUCACCUCCAUCAUGUUCACACUCAUAUGGCAAUUCGCCCCGCCGGGAAAACCUAAAGCAGUCAUGCUCGGAGCAAGCGCCUUGAUUGCGGUCGCCAUGCUGCAGAUCUUCAACUGCAUGGUUCCUCAAGCAAGAAAGCCCGAGUUCUGGGGUGUCCCUUUGAUGCCAUGGAUACCAUCCAUAUCCAUUUUCUUGAACAUUUUCUUGUUGGGUUCUCUGGAUGGUCCCUCCUAUGUUAGAUUCGGAUUCUUUUCCGCUCUGGCAGUGCUUGUGUAUGUGUUCUACAGUGUUCAUGCUAGCUUUGAUGCAGAAGGAGAGGGCUCUCUCAGUUUGAAGAAUGGGGAAAUCCACAUGGAACCAACACAAGAAUGCAAGGACAAUAGUGUGAAAGUGUAGAAGUUGACUCUUGUUAAUUUAUUUUAUUGGCCUAGCUUUUUUGUAGGUUUUGAUGGGUAUUUAGCUAAAAGGGGAAAAGGGAAAUGAGAUAGAAUUAGAGGGAUAGAAUACUCUGCUUUUUUGCAGGAGUGGCAAAUUGUAUAGUUGCUUUACUUUUACUUCUUGGAAGGUAGGCCUUAGGUUGUGAUACCUUUUUUGUACAUUAGGUCAUGUGUUGACCUAUCUUAGUUAUCAAAGCAGUAAAAGAAAUGCACAACAAGAGCC
This is a messenger RNA of Morus notabilis, 2060 nucleotides long. RefSeq names its product cationic amino acid transporter 7, chloroplastic. The coding region runs from base 36 to 1796 and encodes 586 amino acids. The transcript is spliced from 5 exons. Lineage: Eukaryota; Viridiplantae; Streptophyta; Magnoliopsida; Rosales; Moraceae. Gene Ontology annotation, cellular component: plasma membrane. The record is from RefSeq and is a predicted model, not a curated record. Gene Ontology annotation, molecular function: amino acid transmembrane transporter activity. Gene Ontology annotation, biological process: amino acid transport; transmembrane transport.